Molecule: messenger RNA, 4155 nt
Organism: Neoarius graeffei (lesser salmon catfish)
Lineage: Eukaryota; Metazoa; Chordata; Actinopteri; Siluriformes; Ariidae
Product: zinc finger protein 271-like
Exons: 6
Coding region: 133-3171 (1012 amino acids)
Biological process (GO): regulation of transcription by RNA polymerase II
Molecular function (GO): histone methyltransferase activity; protein binding; DNA-binding transcription factor activity, RNA polymerase II-specific
Source: RefSeq, a predicted model, not a curated record
CUGGAGAAGAAAAAACCGCUGCUCGCCUGAACAGCUUUAGCCCCUCGGUUUAUAAAAAUAAAAGCACGUUAUUGUGUCUGGCUCUGAGGAUUUAAAACCCUGAGGUAAGUUAAACUGAAGGUGUGUGAAGACAUGAACACAGACACAUCCAAAGAUGGAGGGACGUCAGAAGUCCGUGUGAAGAAAGAGGAGACGCUGGAGCUGAAUAUCUCCAACCAUGGAGACGACCUUGACAACCCACCUGAAUGUCUUUCCAUUAACAUGGAAGAUCAUGACAAUAAAGACCACCUCUACUGUGAAGUUUGCAAAUCCUUCUUCUUCAACAAAUGUGAGGUUCAUGGACCGCCCCUCUUCAUCUCAGAUACUCCUGUUCCCAUGGGAGUCUCUGACCGAGCCAGACAAACUCUUCCUCCUGGGCUAGAAAUCAAGAAGUCCAGUAUUCCUGACGCAGGCCUGGGAGUGUUUAAUAAGGGGGAGACGAUUCCAGUAGGUGCACACUUUGGACCCUACCAGGGAGAGCUGGUAAACCGAGAGGAAGCCAGGAAAAGUGGAGACUCCUGGGUUAUAUACAGGAGCAUGCAGUGUGAAAAAUACAUCGACACCAAAAGAGAGAUGCAUGUGAAUUGGAUGAGGUAUGUGAAUUGUGCCCAUAAUAAUAAAGAACAGAAUCUUGUGGCAUUUCGGUAUCGAGGGGGAAUUCUGUAUCGUUGCUGUCGACCCAUUAACCCAGGACAGGAGCUCUUGGUGUGGUAUGAAGAGGAGGGCACCAAAGAACUCAGUCCUGCACCUACAGGAACAACCAGACAGAAAGAAGUAAAGAACACUUUGCUGCAAGUCUUUUCCUGCUCCACAUGUCCUCGUUCCUGUGCAUCUCAAAUUUUCCUUGACCAGCGCAUCCAGAGAUACCACGAUGAAGAGUCUGUGAGACUUCAGGAAUCAAGAGAGAUUAAAUAUGAACUUCAAAUCCCCUCCAAAUGCUCCAGUAGUCAGCCAACAUCAACUGAUGCUUUCAGUUCUGACACUUCUCAUAAUGAUGUAGAGAAGGAAAUUCACCACAGCUCAGACUGUGGAAAAAGUUUUGGUCAUCAGAAUGCACUCAAAUGGAACCAGUGCAGUCACAAAGGAGUAAAGCCACAUGACUACUCACAGUGUGGGAAGAGUUUUACUGAACAGAGUGCUCUCCAACGACACCAGCGCAUUCACACAGGAGAGAAGCCAUAUCACUGCUCACAGUGUGGGAAGAGUUUUACUCAUCAGAGUGCUCUCCAACGACACCAGCGCAUUCACACAGGAGAGAAGCCGUAUCACUGCUCACAGUGUGGGAAGAGUUUUACUCAGCAGAGUGAUCUCCAACGACACCAGCGCAUUCACACAGGAGAGAAGCCGUAUCACUGCUCACAGUGUGGGAAGAGUUUUACUCAGCAGAGAGAUCUCCAACGACACCAGCGCAUUCACACAGGAGAGAAGCCGUAUCACUGCUCACAGUGUGGGAAGAGUUUUACUCGUCAGAGUACUCUCCAAACACACCAGCGCAUUCACACAGGAGAGAAGCCGUAUCACUGCUCACAGUGUGGAAAGAGUUUUACUCAUCAGAGUGAUCUCCAAAAACACCAGCGCAUUCACACAGGAGAGAAGCCGUAUCACUGCUCACAGUGUGGGAAGAGUUUUACUUGUCAGAGUGCUCUCCAACAACACCAGCGCAUUCACACAGGAGAGAAGCCGUAUCACUGCUCACAGUGUGGGAAGAGUUUUACUCAUCAGAGUACUCUCCAAAAACACGAGCGCAUUCACACAGGAGAGAAGCCGUAUCACUGCUCACAGUGUGGGAAGAGUUUUACUCAUCAGAGUGCUCUCCAACAACACCAGCGCAUUCACACAGGAGAGAAGCUGUAUCACUGCUCACAGUGUGGGAAGAGUUUUACUCAUCAGAGUACUCUCCAAAAACACGCGCGCAUUCACACAGGAGAGAAGCCGUAUCACUGCUCACAGUGUGGGAAGAGUUUUACUCAUCAGAGUGCUCUCCAAACACACCAGCGCAUUCACACAGGAGAGAAGCCGUAUCACUGCUCACAGUGUGGGAAGAGUUUUACUUGUCAGAGUGAUCUCCAAAAACACCAGCGCAUUCACACAGGAGAGAAGCCGUAUCACUGCUCACAGUGUGGGAAGAGUUUUACUUGUCAGAGUGAUCUCCAAAAACACCAGCGCAGUCACACAGGAGAGAAGCCGUAUCGCUGCUCACAGUGUGGGAAGAGUUUUACUCAUCAGAGUAAUCUCCAACAACACCAGCGCAUUCACACAGGAGAGAAGCCGUUUCACUGCUCACAGUGUGGGAAAAGUUUUACUCAUCAGAGUGCUCUCCAAACACACCAGCGCAUUCACACAGGAGAGAAGCCGUUUCACUGCUCACAGUGUGGGAAGAGUUUUACUCAGCAGAGUGCUCUCCAAACACACCAGCGCAUUCACACAGGAGAGAAGCCGUAUCACUGCUUACAGUGUGGGAAGAGUUUUACUCAGCAGAGUCAUCUCCGACUACACCAGCGCAUUCACACAGGAGAGAAGCCGUAUCACUGCCCACAGUGUGGGAAGAGUUUUACUCAUCAGAGUAAUCUCCGACUACACCAGCGCAUUCACACAGGAGAGAAGCCGUAUCACUGCCCACAGUGUGGGAAGAGUUUUACUCAUCAGAGUACUCUCCGACUACACCAGCGCAUUCACACAGGAGAGAAGCCGUUUCACUGCUCACAGUGUGGAAAGAGUUUUACUUUUCAGAGUGCUCUCCGACUACACCAGCGCAUUCACACAGGAGAGAAGCCGUAUCACUGCUCACAGUGUGGGAAGAGUUUUACUCAUCAGAGUGCUCUCCAAACACACCAGCGCAUUCACACAGGAGAGAAGCCGUAUCACUGCUCACAGUGUGGGAAGAGUUUUACUCAUCAGAGUGCUCUCCUAACACACCAGCGCAUUCACACAGGAGAGAAGCCGUAUCACUGCUCACAGUGUGGGAAGAGUUUUACUCAGCAGAGUGCUCUCCAACAACACCAGCGCAUUCACACAGGAGAGAAGCCGUAUCACUGCUCACAGUGUGGGAAGAGUUUUACUUAUUCAGGUACAUUUAAAACUCACAAGUGCAAUAACUCCGAGACAUUGCAUGCUUUAAAGUUGUCAAAUUAAAUGGUUUUUAUUCAUGCUUUUGCUGAAAAUGUCCUGUACUUUGAUCCUAAUUGUUCAUAUUAAAGGACUUACAUAUUUUAAAACAAUCUUAGUGAUUUUUAAACAAGACUGUUAAUGUUUUCUUUUGAUCUUAUGUAGUUAUUAAGUAGUCAUUAAUUACCACCAUAUAAAUAAUGAUUCAACUGUAACACUAUUAUCAGUGUAGUACUGUAGCAUGAAACUAAAUCUUCAUAGAAUUAUUACGGAGCAGGAGUUUAAUGUACCAUGUUUAACAGAAAUGUGGAUCAAACCAAAUGAGUAUGUCACAUUUAAAUGAAGCUAUAUGCUUCAUUCUCAGCUAUAUGUAUCAGCUUCGUCUAACUGGUAGUGGACAAGGCGUCAUAGUUAUUUGUUAUGAUAACGUAGACAUCAUACAAAAACCUGAACAAAAUUUCAAUAUGAUUGAAGUUCUUUAUAUUAACAUACAUAGCAAAAAAAAUAAGUCUACCCAGUCAGUUCAGCUAAUUAUUUACAGAUCUGUGGUCUGUGUUCUGAAUUUCUUUCUGAAUUUGCGGAUUUCAUCUCAAACUGGUUAUUUCUUUGGACAAAAAAUGAAUUAUUGUCGACUUUAAUAUUCACUUCAUGUUAGGUUUUAUUCCUUUGUAGGAUAGAUUCUGUUCGGUUGAAAUGGCCUUCUGUCUCAGCUAGACAUUGUUUAAGAACAUUUUGCUUGUUUUGAUGUGGGAUGUGUAUUGUUGAUCAGAGAUGUGUCUGGAUAGCGCCAAGGUCUGCAAUGAUGUCAGACCCACUCUCUCUCACUCGCAGCUGCAUAGCCAACGUGUAGUUGGGAUUAAAAGUUAAAUUUAAAGCCAUGAUAUGUUAGUUUUAUAGCUAGGAUUGUGAUUUAAGAUUGGUAGAGUUAACCAGUUUCUUUAAUGUUGAAUCUGAAGUUGAAAUGAUUGAAUGUUGGAUUUAAUGUUAGAUUUAAAGCUCCAUUAAGUGAUU